This is a messenger RNA of Cotesia congregata, 1694 nucleotides long. NCBI's taxonomy places the organism in Eukaryota, Metazoa, Arthropoda, Insecta, Hymenoptera, Braconidae. The record is from the annotation of a GenBank genome assembly.
UCCCUAAUAUUUUUUUUUGUAUAUCUAUUACAUUUAUUAGUAUGUAUAUCAGUAUUUAAUCAAUUUAUUUAUACUUAAUUAGUUAGUUUAAAUUAAUCAUUAUAUUUAGGGGUCAUAACAAAAAAAUUAAUGUCGGAUUAAACUUUGUUUUAAUUGAAAAUUUACUUUUAUUUACCGUUAUAUUAGAUUAGUAGAAUAAUAAAUAUCUAAUCAUAUUAAAAAAAAAGAAAUUAAAAAAAAAGAUAAAAAAAAAUAUAAUUAAACAAUUGUCCAGCGGUAUACUAAUCGAAAAAUAAUUUGUGAUUACAGAAAUUGAAAUUCAAAGUGUCUAAUUUAGUUAUUGGAACAAGGAAUAAAUUAUUGUCACCUGCAGCAUCAUUUUCAUCUUCAUCAAAAAUGACGGACUAUAUUAGAAAUAAUCUGCGUAAGAAAUUGCAUAAUUUAAUGUCUUCGGUGAAUCUGCGACUUUCGUCGAUUCAGCCGGCGUCACAGUUACCCAACAAUAAUAAUAACAACAACAAUAAUAUCUCGUCCGACGAAGUGAAUAAUCGGGAGUUUCCACGGGCAGAUUAUCGCCAGGAAUCUGUGAGACUGCAGAGCUACACCGGCUGGCGUCUGAGCUUCAUGGACCCUGCGAAAAUGGCAGCGGCUGGAUUCUACUACACGGGCCACAAUGAUGAUGUCAAAUGCUUCGAAUGUGGAAUCGUAAUACGCGAGUGGGUAGAGGGCGACAAUCCGAUGUCAGUUCACCAGCGUUGGCGGUCCAGUUGCCAUUUCUUAAGGAAAUAUCCCUGUGGUAACGUGCCGAUUGGUGUUGAUCCAAGUACCGUUCCGUCAAUUGGUCCUAGAGGUCGUGAUGUAUACGGUUGUUAUGAUGAAUUCCAACCUGGCGCAUCACCAGGCUUUCGUUCUGGCCAGACAGAAUUCCAGUUUCCCAGGACUGCUAAGUUGGGAAGUCAAAACCUCGCCCUGCUCAAAGGAUCGAGACAUCGGGAAUUCGCGAGUUACAACGCCAGAUUAGAAAGUUUUGAGUCAUGGCCCAAAUCUAUGCCACAAACCAAGGAGCAACUUGCUGACGCUGGCUUCUUCUACCGCGGCACUGGUGACCAAACUAUCUGCUAUCACUGUGGCGGUGGGUUGAAUGACUGGAAGCCCAAAGACGAUCCAUGGUUCCAGCACGCCAAGUGCUUCAAAAAAUGCUACUACGUCCUGAUGGUCAAAGGCCAAGAUUUCAUCAAAAGCAUCAAUGGUCAGCCUGUCGCACCACCUUCUCGUGAGGUAAUUAUUGUAUUUAUUUAUUUAUUUAUUCGUUGAUCUAAAAAUAAUAUUAAUGAUAAGAAGAAAUGUAUAUCCCGGGGAAAAAAAAUUAUAUUUAGUUAUAUAUAAUUUGAUCUAAUUUUACAUAAAAAUAUAUAAAAUUUACUAUAAUUAUGUAUAAUUUUAUAUAAUUUUGUAUAAUUAUGUAUCAUUUUAUAUAUUUUUGUAUAAUUAUAUAUAAUUUUAUCUACCAGGGAAAAAAAUUUUAUAUAAUAAGAUAUAGUUAUAUAAAAUUAUAUAUAAUUAUACAAAAAUAUAUAAAAUGAUACAUAAUUAUAUAAAAUUAUAUAAAAUUAUACAUAUUUUUAUAUAAUUUUGUAUAAUUAUAUCUUAUUAUAUAAAAUUUUUUUCCCUGUUAGAUAAAAUUAUAUAUAAUU